AACCAGGAAGGGGGCGUGACUCGUUUGGAAGGAAGCGCGGCAGCCUGGGAUAGACUGGGACAGCAACAGGCAAUAAUUUAAAAAUGCAGGGACGCACAGCGCCGUUAAUCUCCUUCACGCCGGUGGAUAACUCCCUUUCUUCUCUAAAAAAUUGCCAGGCUUACAUAAACACUGGGAUGGAAAUUGCCACCAAUGUGGCCCUUGAUCUGCUUGAAACAGGCUGUGACACUGUUGAUGUAGAGAGCAUGGAGCCAGUGAUGCUGGAAUAUGCCGCAAUGGACCGAGAUUUAAACCAAUAUAUUCACGCAGCUGAAGAAAUUGUCCGUAAGUUAAAGCGUGAUCCACCUGAACGGGUUCCUGAUUUGCUAGCCCUUGUAAAAGAGAGGUAUUCAGAGCUUCAGAGCAAAAAUGCACAAGCUGAUCUUAAAAAAAAUGACAGAUUUGUCCAGUUUAAAGAGCAGCUUCGGGAAAUGAGACGGCAAAUGGGCGUUUCACAAGAUGAGACAACAGAGGAGACAUUUGAAGAUGUUGAUGAAGAAAUUACAGUUACCCAGAGCCAGUUGAAUUUGAUUUGCCCUAUUACACAGGUGAAAAUGACAAAUCCAGUAAAGAACAAAGUGUGUGGGCACACGUACCAAAAAGACGCAAUUGAAAAUAUGAUUCAAAACAGUCAACUUAAGAAGAAGAAAACCAGAUGCCCGAAGAUUGGAUGUGAUCACGCGGAUAUAAAGAUAGCAGAUCUCAUUCCAGACAUAGCACUAAAAAGAGCCAUUGAUAUUCAAAAUAAACAGAAAAAGUGAGAUUAUUAGUCAGCUGCCUGUGUUCUAUCCAAAAAUGAAGAAAUGUUGCGGAGUGUCCUAUGACUGCACAUUGCGAGCCGCUUGUGUAAUGCAUUGAGACUGAGAGACGUUUAUUUGCAAACAGAGUUAAACAAUUUGAGUGAUUGAGUAAGAGUUGUAAAGAUGGUGCCUCAAACUCUUUAAUUUCACUGCCUUGUUCAGUUCACUUUGGGUCUUUUUUUUUUUCCUUAAUCUGAAACAUUUAUUGCAUAAUAAAAUGUUUAAAUUA
Pelobates fuscus (common spadefoot toad) is the source of this 1068-nucleotide messenger RNA. RefSeq names its product NSE2 (MMS21) homolog, SMC5-SMC6 complex SUMO ligase (gene NSMCE2). Gene Ontology annotation, biological process: protein sumoylation; double-strand break repair via homologous recombination. The coding region runs from base 84 to 800 and encodes 238 amino acids. Gene Ontology annotation, cellular component: Smc5-Smc6 complex; nucleus. The transcript is spliced from 7 exons. Gene Ontology annotation, molecular function: zinc ion binding; SUMO ligase activity. NCBI's taxonomy places the organism in Eukaryota, Metazoa, Chordata, Amphibia, Anura, Pelobatidae. The record is from RefSeq and is a predicted model, not a curated record.